AUGUCUUCCGGCGCACGCGUAGUGCUGCCUCAAGUCGACCAAUAUGAGCGACACGGAUAUCUCUUCGGAUACCCAAUCGCCCACUCAUAUUCUCCAUAUCUUCACAACACAGUCUUCCAGCAACUAGGUAUCAACUGGGGCUUCGAACUGCUGGAGUCAACCGACAUGAGUCUCUUCCUCAAACUCAUCAAAGACCAACGACUCUAUGGCUCCGCAGUGACCAUGCCUCACAAGGUGGGCAUAAUACCACACCUCGACGGCCUCACAGACGAAGGACGAGCCGUGGGAGCCGUCAACACCAUCUUCCGGCGUGGCGACCAGUACAUCGGAACCAACACCGACACGAUCGGCGUCCGGGAGUCAUUUUAUCAGAACGUCGCCGCGCCUGCAGAAGUCUUCCACGGACGCCCGGGUCUAGUCAUAGGCGGCGGAGGCGCUGCGCGAUCAGCCGUGUACGCGGCCGUCAAGCUGAUGCAGUGCAAGCCCGUGUAUGUUGUCAACCGCGAUCCGGCAGAGGUGGAGGCUGUGGUGAGCUGGUGUGUUUCCCAAGGCUACGGAGAUGACCUUAUCCAUGUCACGAGUGCGGCACAGGCGGCGGAGUUGGAGGGUCCAGGCGCGAUCAUCGCGUGCGUGCCGAAUUUCCCGCCGGUCACGGAGGCGGAGAUUGAGAUGCGGAAGGUGGUCGAGACCUUUCUGGCCAAGCCGCACAAGGGCGCGAUGCUGGAGAUGUGCUAUCAUCCCACGCCGUGGACGGAGCUGGGCGAUCUGGCCGAGAAGGCUGAAUGGCAGGUCAUCCUCGGUACGGAGGCUAUGAUCUGGCAAGGCAUUGAACAGCACAAGUACUGGCAUGGUAAGCACAUGGACCAGAAGCUGAUACAAAAGGUGAAGAAUGUGAUCGAGGGUGAGUUGGCGAAGGCUCGUGCGUAG
Zymoseptoria tritici IPO323 is the source of this 927-nucleotide messenger RNA. RefSeq names its product shikimate/quinate 5-dehydrogenase (gene qa-3). Bases 1 to 927 code for a protein of 308 amino acids. NCBI's taxonomy places the organism in Eukaryota, Fungi, Ascomycota, Dothideomycetes, Mycosphaerellales, Mycosphaerellaceae. Gene Ontology annotation, molecular function: shikimate 3-dehydrogenase (NADP+) activity. The record is from RefSeq and is a predicted model, not a curated record. Gene Ontology annotation, biological process: chorismate biosynthetic process; shikimate metabolic process. The transcript has 3 exons.